Molecule: messenger RNA, 6076 nt
Organism: Aquila chrysaetos chrysaetos
Lineage: Eukaryota; Metazoa; Chordata; Aves; Accipitriformes; Accipitridae
Product: serpin B4-like
Exons: 9
Coding region: 3741-4934 (397 amino acids)
Biological process (GO): negative regulation of endopeptidase activity
Molecular function (GO): serine-type endopeptidase inhibitor activity
Source: RefSeq, a predicted model, not a curated record
GUCAUGUUAAAGUUGCUGUGGAUCGCCACAGAUGCUUUAUCACUCUAAUUGCUCUGAUAUGAUGUAUAAGGUUUGGUAUUUUUUGUGAUGAUUACAUAGCAGAUGUCUGGCAAAUAGGGAGGGCCCUCUUGGUUCUUGGCCCAGUGAAAAUCACAGGAGUCCUUGUUUUGUUCUUGCUACUCAGCAACCCUACUUAUCCAAUGGUACCUUUACUCACAGACAACCUCAGACACAUCAGGUACUCUGUAAUUACCACCUAAGCAGUCUCAGAGUGGUAGCAGAAUGUGCAUUUUAUCAGAUGAAAGGGACAAGAAAAGCCUUUGCUGUCAAGCUUGAGAUCAGCCUCUGGUUCCUCAACAAGAAUCUCCUUCCUUGCUGUGUCCUGCAGACACUGACAGCAAGGGAAGCAUAUGGCUGCAAAUGAUGAGAAAAAAGCCAAGGGAGAACUAUGGCCAUCCAGGCUUACUGCAGUGUGUCCACUUGCAGCAAAGAAUAAUCACAAGGGACAUGCUGAUGGUCUGUUCUGUACAGAGUGAGUCGUUGCUUCUUGCUGUGAAAUUGUGUUCUGCUGAUUGACAUCACCGAGCAGAUUUCUUGUUCCUUGUUCUGGCCUUCCUAUGCUUAUCUCAUCCAUGUCAUCAGAACUCUUUGUGAUUUAUAAAUCAUAUAGAGAAGUCUUCAUUCUCUUGGUCCUAGCCCUUGGCCUGACUUUCAGCCAAAAUGACUGCAGACAGGUUAACAGUGCUGAACAAAACUUGUCUCUAAGGAUGUGGCACUAUUUACAGUCUUACCUAAAUGUGGGGAACUUUAGGGGUAGGAAGCAGCUCAGUCUGUGAUCCACUCCUCUGUGCCUGAAAGCGACUUUACCAUGACAAGCAUCUGACCACCAGCUAAAAGGGCUGUCUUUGAAAUCUGCAUUGUCUCCAGAGUAGUCUAACUGGCUGAAACAAAAUCUGUCACUUCUUUUGUACUUGCAGUGCUUUUACAUUUCCAUACAAUGCAUCUCAGCAACUACUUCUCUGUAACCCCUCAGAAAAAUCCUCCUGUUAUUUAUCCUUUCCUGUUAGGAGGCUUAUCCCUGGAAAGGAAUAAAGAGAGUCUCCGGAUUCUGAGACUACCAUGAUCAUCUUCAAUCCUCUUCAUUUUCCUCUGGCCAGCAAUGGUCCCGUGCAUUAUUCCAAGAACAAGAAGGGAGUCACAGGGCUGACAGGGGUGCUGUGAGCCCUAGUCCAGCCCCCUGUCCAAAGGCAGGAUGAGCUAUAGCUUUGUCUUUCCCAGCAGGCAUUUGUGUACUGAAUCCCCUCAGAACCUACAACACAAGAGAUCCUUCAAUCUACUUGAACAAAAAUUCCUGUGUUUCUCAGACCUUCCCAUAAAAGAGCUAUGCCUGUCUAAACCACUCUCUAACCUGCAUUAUACUAACCUAGAAGAGCAGAAAAUAUCAAAGGAAGACACUAGAAGAGCAGCAGAAAACGUUCCUUUCUGGGAAUUAAUGCCAGUCCAGCUACUUCAUUAGCUAUAAUUUGACGACUGACAGAAAAUGAUCGCAACAAAUGGAGCAAUGGAGCAACAGUUAAUCUUCAGGGUAACUAAAAAUGUAAUAUGAACAGAAGUACCUAAAGAAAUAGAGAAAUAACAAAUAACAACAAAGAAACCUGUUUAAGACAGUUAAGGCAAGAGCUCAAAAGUAUCAGAAAACUAAGCAGUGCUAGGAGUGUAGUGUUUCACUCUGCUAGCAUAUUAGGUAACUUGAACUUUGCCUUGACAGAUUCAUACACAGAAGAAUGAAUCUUAAGGGGACUUGUGGCUUUAGCACACACCCCUGUGCCUAAAGGACACAAUUUAUUGUGCUCCAGGAUUGUAAUUUCCCAUUUACUAUAUUAAUUCUGAUUCAAAAUUGCCAGUAUUCCUGAAAGAGAAAUACACAGUUGUGUCUUGCUGCUUGAAAACCAUCUCCCUUCUGUUCUGGGAGAUGACUGAAUGCUACUUUGAUUUAGAACUGUUGCAUCUUGCUGCUCCUACCUGCAUACUUUCCACUCAUAUUCCACAACAUUUUUCCUCCAACUGUGCUAUGCCUAGUGACAAAAAUAAGAAUGCAGAGAACAGCCCACCACUGCAAGAAAGGGAACAGCAUCUGCCCAGUUCUGCUCUGCAGUUUGCUUUAGGUGACAACAUGAGGAACAGGCUCAGGAGCUGGGUUUUGAAGUGACUGUGUGGAGAGCAGCCACUUCCUCAGCAGAAACCAGGAACGCAAACCAGACACUUAUUUGGGAAGUUUUCUUGCCCCAACAUUAAGCAAGUAAAACCAGACUCCAUGGCUUUCUUCCCUUCAGGCAAAAUCUGUGCAGGUCUAACCCUCUUGUGCUCAGGGCUUGAAUGAAGACCGUGUUUUUAAUUUCUAUUUCCUCCAAGAAAAAGAUAUGAGAAAAUUCAAACCGGAAAAGAAAUAAACUCAUGAGUAUCUUAUGACUGAUAUGAAACUGCCUUCAGAGCUUCCUAAAUACCAGAGAAGCCUAGAGUCUGAUUGGGUUGAUACGUAAGUAUACGUUAGUAGUAAUAACUACAUGCUUGUUACAAAACAGUAUUAUAAGUAUUUGUGCUUGCAUACUAUGCAAAUACUUGCCCACCCACACACCAUAUCAACCUAAAUGUGAAGGAAGAUUUUUUUUUUCCAGGAAAAUAACCCCAGAAUCAUACUACUUAUAAUUAGGUUGCUCUGUCCCUGCUGCCUAUGCCUUGCUGAAGCAAUUGAUACAAGGCAAGGACCAGUCUUCCUCAGAGUCACUGAUAAAAAUGAGGAGUAAUGAGAAGUCCCGGGCUAAACUGAGCUGACACAUCAGUGUCUUGUGGAAAGCCUGCCUGGAGAAAACUUGUCCAGCUUUCCUGUAAACACAUCUGCAGAAUGCAAGGUUUUGAAAGAAGACUAUGCGAACAGGGAUAGCUUCUCUGUUUUACUCCUUGUGCCGCAAAUGCCUUCCCCACUUACAGUAGAAAUAUCAGGAAUCCCCAGGAGAGGAACAGGGCUCUCAUAUUUCCAUCAAGAAAACCUAAGGAGGUGCAGAUGAUGCAUGGGGAGCCCCUAACUGCAGUGUCUCUGCAGAAAGCAUAGCAUCCCAGGUGUACCAGAAUUAGUCUGCACAUGCUGUGUGGUUGAUAUGAAUGCACACAAUCUGUGCCGCAUCACUGCAACAACUUCAGAGUGCUCAGCUGCAGCAUACCCAGUGUACACACUUGGCACAGUCGUGCGAUGCAUGCACCGUGCCUGCUCUUCUAGGAUGUCAUGCAAAUGAAAGCAAGCUGCUGUUUGUCCAAGCUGUUGGAUAUUCAACAAACUCUGGAACAAAUGGCUAAGUUCCUCUUCUCCAUUAAGGACAAAAUUGCCAGUUGAGGAAGAAAAACAAGUAGGGAAAGCUCCCUGGAAGGGAUCUUUAAGACAGAAGUCUUCAGAAGUACAGAACUGGAGCAGGCAAAGGGAAUUGCUUUACCUCCAGUCUUGAACUGCUGCCUUAUGUCACAACUGUCCAAACAGGGAUAAGGAAAAAUUCAAGAUUCCACAAAAGGUCCCCUAAUUGCACUAACUGGUUGCAACAGACAGGAAUGUGACUCAUCAUGAGCAAAAAUUAUGCUGCCACUGGGAGUGGCAAUGGCUUUAUAUCCCAUUGCUCCAGAGACCCUGUCAUCAAGCUCAACAGUCAACUUGACACCAUCAGUCCUGAGGAGAAGGCAAUCGCAGCUCCACAAUGUGCUCUCUCAGCGCAGCCAAUGCCAAGUUCUGUCUUGACUUUUUUAGAGAGCUGAGCAAAAGAAAAAGAAAUGAAAACAUCUUCUUCUCCCCGCUAAGUCUUUCAGCUGCCUUUGGGAUGGUUGUCCUCGGAGCCAGGGGCAACACACUCAAACAGAUUGAGAAGGUAUUUCAUUUCAGUGAAGUUUUGAGCAGUACAAGCCAGGGAAACAGAUACCCUUCUGAGAAGUGCGAAGAAGCUGGAGGAGUCCAUUCCCAGUUCCAGACUCUGUUGACUGCAGUCAAUGAACCCAGACCAGGCUGCUCUCUCACCAUUGCCAACAGGCUUUUUGGAGAAAUUACUUAUCCAUUCUUCCAGCAAUACUUGGAUUCCACAAAGAAAUUUUAUCGAGCAGAACUGGAACCAGUUAAUUUUAAAUACACUGAAGAAGAAGCCAGAGAGAAGAUUAACUUCUGGGUGGAAAAUGAGACAAAAGGUAAAAUCAAAGACCUAUUUUCUGCUGGGUUUAUUGAUCCCUCUACUGUGCUUGUCCUGGUCAAUGCUAUAUAUUUUAAAGGAAAGUGGGCAGUAGAAUUUAAGAAAGAAGACACUAAGGAAACAUAUUUCCAACUGAACAAGAAUGAGAGAAGGACAGUGCAGAUGAUGUUUCAAGAAGGUUAUUUUAACAUGGCCAUCAUAGAGGAACUGAAAAUGAAAGUGAUAGAGCUCCCAUACUUUAAUAAUGAACUGAGCAUGUUCAUUCUUCUUCCUGAAGUUGUCUGUGAGGACUUUACUGGCCUAGAACAGCUUGAAUGCACCCUCACGUAUGAAAAGCUAGCAGGAUGGACCAGCUCGGCUAGGAUGCAACAGCUGAGAGUGAAGGUGUACCUGCCUCAGUUCAAGAUGGAGGAAAGUUAUGUUCUCAACAAAACUCUCCAGGAGAUGGGAGUGAUGAAUGUUUUUGACUGGGGAAAAGCUGAUUUGUCAGGAAUCUCUACGAAAGAUGGUUUGGUUGUGUCCAAGGCCAUUCAGAAGUCAUUUGUGGAAGUCAAUGAAGAGGGCACGGAAGCAGCUGGUGCCAUGGGGCUUGUUGCAAUACCUCUGUGUCUCCCAAUUUCUUAUGAGUUCAAAGCUGACCAUCCAUUCCUCUUCUUCAUCAGACACAACCCAACCAACACUAUUCUCUUCUUUGGAAGAUAUUCCUCCCCUUAAGUGGAGGUUAUUUUGGAAAUUAGAUCUUUGUCCCCACUAACAUCCCCAUUGGCAAACAGCGAGGACAAAAGACGAGCACGUUUUCCCUAGGCUUUAUCCUAAUGUGUUAAUUUGGUGUAAAAAGACUAUCUAAUAAGAGCCAAACUAGAGAUAAAAACCUAAAAGACGUUAACCAUUUCCUUUCUAACGUCGACUUCAGGCAUGUUUUACUUUUAGGAGGCCUCACUAAAAUGACAUCUACCUUAAAAUACACUGUAUGAUAUUUCCCAAAGAGCUGUAGGCCUCUAGAGACAUCUGCAGAGAAAAUCUUACUUUGAGCCUUUCCUAAUGUACUAUGUCUCCAGCGAACCCAUGAUUUUAGUGCCGUAAAGAUGAGUGAUACAUUCUUCCACAUCAAGGAGACAGGAGGAUAGGGAGCUGCAUUAAAAGGAUAAACUCGGGUACUCAGUCUCUUAACUUUACCUACCCAACCUCUGUACAGGUGCCACUUUGUAUGGGAGUAGCAAAGUAUUCCUGUGGGACUCCUCCUUUAAACAUUGAUUGGGGGUAAUGGUUCAACCUGGAACACUCGGGGUUUGUUCUCAGAGACCAGAGAAAGCAGAAGACUUUUCUGGUGUAAUUUUGCUUGUUCUCAAGCAGGGCAGACCCAUUGCUUAUUUUUUUCUGUGAGAAACCCUGUAUGUGCUAGAAAGUUCUCCAACUUCUUCUUAAACUUCCACAGAACAAAAAUAGGGUUUCAGAAUAAUGGAAGGCCUUUUCUGACAAGGCCUGCUCUGUGAUUAGAUGCUUAAUUCCCACAUAAAACUUUAAGCAGUGAUAAGCCAUUCUCACUUCUAAACACCAGCUCUCUUUGUGCCUCAGAUACCAUGAGUUUCUUGCUCCAUCUGUUUUAUUCCUCAUUAGCAUAAAAAACUAGUAAAACAUCUAUAGUGAUGGUAUUUAGGUGGGUAGCCUGUAUUUGUUCCAUUUAUCAUAAUAAAACCACUGCAAACUAAAUAUUAAAUGUAGUAGUCUGCAGAAUUAAGUGGACAGAGGAGUAGUCUAAUAUACCAAGUAAAGACAAUGGUAAUCCUUUCAAAAAUGUAAGUGACAUUUUUGUCUACCUCCCAUUUUUAAAUAUUCAUCAUGCUAAAUUUAGGCAC